AUGGGCAUUAAUCUGAGUGUGGAACACUAUGCCCUGGUGUUUGGAAUCAAUCCCUUCAUUGCCUUGAUGAUUCAGCCCGUCAUGAUGAUGACUGUGGUUGACAACCAAGGACUGGGGCUUCCUGUUGACAUACAACACAAGGUAAGGCCCUUGCCAAAAGUCAGCCAGGUGCUGUCACCUGAGCUUGGACCUCCCAGCCUCCAGAACUGCUUCACCUGUAGAACUGCCCCCUUUCUUGUGAUUGUUCUCAGCUGGAAGAGUAGGCUCAGGAGAGAAGCACCACUUCAUCCAUCUUAGGCUAAAGCCAGGGACAUCCGCUUUUCCUCAUGGAGGACCCCUCAAAUCGCUUUCCCCACAUAUGAGAAUAGUAGCAGGGAGAAACUAGGGCCUCGGGCCCCAGGGAUGAGGAAACUUGCUGUACUAACAUGCGGCCUGGGCCUCCGCCACGCAGCUGCACAAGCUCCAGCCGAAACUCUCUCCGACACCGCCCUAAACAGACCACGUGUGAGGGAGGGAGCCACAGGGAACAAAAAGCCGCAAGAUCCAGUGCUCUGAAGUCAUUCUAGAUGGUUUCAGGGGAACUAA
This is a messenger RNA of Callithrix jacchus (white-tufted-ear marmoset), 585 nucleotides long. Lineage: Eukaryota; Metazoa; Chordata; Mammalia; Primates; Cebidae. The record is from RefSeq and is a predicted model, not a curated record.